AUGAACGACCCAAACCUCAAAGAAGGGACUGCCCAGCGAGUUAAUGUUGGAUACGAAUGCAAAGUUAACCUUCUUACAGAUGCUCCUUCGGGUCACUCACACAUAAUCAGAUGGAUUGCUGUGGUUGAAAAGGACAAAGUUCCACACGAUUUAUUUACAGUUGACGUAAUUGCUACUAUUCUCUACGAAAUUGAUCCGUCUGCUCUUAGUCAUUUGCUCGAUGUUCAAGCGAGUCAGUUUUAUUGCUGGUGGACAACAAACGGGCAUAUCAAGGAAUCUGAAAGUGAUAAGGAAUUCCAGAGUGAAACCGUGGAUACCGAGAGCCAUAAAUCGGAUGACUUGUCGCCAGACCACAUAUAUCUUCUUCGCGUGGAAAACAUUGUUCAAGUCGGGAUCGUUAGUUUCGCGAGUCAUCGCUCUGAUUUGAAUGUAACUUAUGCUAUCUGCGAGAAGGGAAAUUGGGAGAUUGUAUACUCUGAAGAUCAGAGUCAAGAUGAGAAAUACUACCCAAGUACCAGCUCUCUAGAUCGUCGCGAAGCACACGAUCAUAAAUUAGCAAGAAUUAUUAUACGCGGGACAGAUUUCGAGGACAAGAAUAAUGUGCCAAUGGGCUUUCACUGGGCAUGUGUGCUUCAAAAUGGAGCCGGUGGCCCAAAAUAUUCCGGGCGCAGGACACAAAACAUCUCGAAUGCGGAUCGUAUCACCGAAGUUUCUCAACAGGUUCAAGAAACUAUAACUGGUUCUGGAGGCAGUAGCAGAUUUGCAAACAGGAUGUCUGAGGUCCAAGGUCCGUUGGACAGACUUCAGAAGUCAGCCGAGAAGUUGACAAGCUCUUUGAAGAGAAAGCGCGAUGAUUGA
Botrytis byssoidea is the source of this 858-nucleotide messenger RNA. RefSeq lists its product as uncharacterized. The coding region runs from base 1 to 858 and encodes 285 amino acids. NCBI's taxonomy places the organism in Eukaryota, Fungi, Ascomycota, Leotiomycetes, Helotiales, Sclerotiniaceae. The record is from RefSeq and is a predicted model, not a curated record. The transcript is spliced from 2 exons.